GUCCGCCGCUCUCUGGCCAUCCCAUCAGCACCGAGCGAGCCUUGGCUCCACCACACCAGCAUCACCACCAGCAUCACUGUGGCUGCCGUUGGUGCAUACAUCGCCUAGCGGCUCGUUCUGAAUCUCGACGACCAUCAUGACCUCGCGGAAACGGCGCACCCUCGGCGAGCUGCUCACCGAUCUGGCCAACCCGGCCCCAUCCACGUUCGAUCCCGAAAAGGCCGAUGGCUUCUCGACCUUUGACCGGCCCGCCGACGAAUCCUUCCUGGAUGACCAGGAUAUGGAUGCCGGGCGAGAACACUAUGUAGAUGUUGGCCGAAGCUCGAUCCGCACCAAAAUCGGCUCGAUAGUGGAGGACCCAAAAUAUGCGGGCAAGCGUGCCAAUCGCAAGAGUCUGUUCGAUGCAGACGAGCCCUCGAGCGCCGAUGAUGAGGAUGACUAUGGAGAAGAUGACGAUAAUGAGGAUCAGGAUGACGAUGACGAGGAUGAGGACGAUGACGAUGAUGAGGACGAGGACGAUGAUGAGGACGAUGAUGAGGACGAAGAUGGAGAAGAAGACGAGGAUGAAUAUGGCGAUGGGGACUACGACGACCGUGAGGGCCGAAAGCUGGCUGAUGAACUCGCCGAGCUCCAGGCAGAGGAAAGCAAGCUGAUAAAGACACUCUCCCAGACGGCCAAGGGCGAUGCCGAAAAGGGCCGGCACGUCCGAAAUCAGAUGAAUAUUUGGGAGACCCUGCUCGAUUGUCGAAUCCGAAUGCAGCAAGUCGCGACGAUCGCCAACCGACUCCCGCACAACGACGUGUAUCCACUCUUCAUGGAGCACGCUCCAGCCAAGGAAGAGACUGCUCAGGAUCUGAACGCCGCCACCCGCGGCCUGGGAUCGCUCGUCGAAUCGCUUCUGGAAUUCCGAAAGGAACUGGUCUCGAAGAACGACACAGUCACCAUGACGCCCGAGAUAUCGUCAAAAAAACGAAAGUACGACUACGAUGACCCCGACAGCCUGCUGGGCUCCAUGUGGACAGACAUCAAGGAGCUCGACACCUCCUUCCAGGCGUACAGAAACACCACGAUCGAGAAGUGGAGCAACAAGGUGCAGGCAGCCAGCGGCAUUCCGCUCCACAAGAAGUUCAAGUCGAUCAACCAGAGUGUCCUCAGCCAGAUCAAGACGAUCAUGAACGACCGCGAGCGACUUGUCAAGCGCACACGUCUCAAGCGAUCGGAGUAUCGUACCCUUGGCCAGGCCGCCUCCAAGUCAAGCGACGAAGCCGAGGGCACCCAACCCGAUGUGGCUGAGGCGGACGCCCACCUUGCCAACCACGACGCCGAGAUCUUUGAUGACUCGGACUACUAUCAGCAGCUGCUCAAGGAGCUGAUCGAGUCGCGCAUGACCGAGACCGACGAUCCGGUGGCGCUGUCGAUGCGAUGGGCGCAGCUGAAGCAGCUGCAGGGCAAGAAGAAAAAGGCCAACGUCGACACCAAGGCCAGCAAGGGCCGCAAGAUCCGAUACCAUGUCAUCGAGAAGCUGCAGAACUUUAUGGCGCCGGAGCCUCGGGGCUCGUGGCACGAGGAGAUGAUCUCGGAGCUCUUCCAGAGCCUGCUGGGCAAACACUCGGGCAGCUCGGCGGGCGUGUCCGGCACGGGGCCAGCCAACUCGGGCGACAUUCCCAUCACAAACGAUGGCCUGAAAGUUUUUGGAUAGAGCCGCGGCCGCUGUCUGCUUGCCAAUACACCGAAACCACCACAAUCAGCAGAUGGAAUCGUCCGUGGGAACCGGGGUGCG
Messenger RNA from Polychytrium aggregatum, 1780 nucleotides. RefSeq names its product apoptosis-antagonizing transcription factor. The record is from RefSeq and is a predicted model, not a curated record. Gene Ontology annotation, cellular component: nucleolus; nucleus. Lineage: Eukaryota; Fungi; Chytridiomycota; Chytridiomycetes; Polychytriales. Gene Ontology annotation, biological process: maturation of SSU-rRNA from tricistronic rRNA transcript (SSU-rRNA, 5.8S rRNA, LSU-rRNA). The transcript is spliced from 5 exons. Bases 137 to 1699 code for a protein of 520 amino acids.